AUGGUCACGAUCACCUCCCCAAGGGCUGUCGCUUUCGGGCGUUCCCAGAUGAACUCCGUACGCGAAAGAAUCGAGCGUGUCACGGAAGAUCUCAACGACAUUAAGACUUUUCUCCCCAUCGGAAUAUCCGGCUUGCGCCUUCUGCAACAGCAGCCCUUCGAGUAUUAUGACCAGCAAGAAAAGGUGGACUAUCUGCUCAUCAAAAAUUACUUGGAAAGGCAACUCCGAGAUUUGGAACUCGACAUAAAGCAGGACAAAAAGGCAACACCACUUCUGCCAUUCGCUGACACAUUGGUAAAUCUCUGCGAGGAUCGUGCUUUGGUGGUUCCGAUCGAUCCAGAAGAUGUCGCGCAGAAGCUUUGUGAAGUCGAUGGGCAAAUCACCACUAUAAUUGCAAGAAUCAAAGCCGGUUCAAAAGAUGUCUUGAUGGAAAAGACGAGCGCUUUUCGGGCAUCAAAGACAACGGACUCACUUCGCAGCCAUUUGAAGGAAUGGUACGGAUUCUAUAAAGGAUACGAUCCCUCAUUUGACUGGUGGGUGUCACAACCAUACAGCAUGGUGGACAAGAAGCUUGAGAUCGCGUCGGACGUCAUCCGUGAAAGACUGGUGGGUAUUGACCCAGGCAACGAGGAUGCUAUCGUUGGGGAUCCCAUUGGCAGAGAAGGUGUAAUCAGUGAGCUGCGCGCUGAGGUGAUCCCCUACACACCAGAGGAGGUCAUCGCCAUUGGAGAAAAAGAAUUUCAGUGGUGCAUCAAAGAGCUCAAAAAGGCAUCACAGACAAUGGGCUUGCAAGACAAGUGGAAAGAAGCUCUGGAGCAAGUCAAAAAUGACUAUGUUGAGCCUGGGCAACAGACUCAGCUCGUCUUGGAUCUUGUGGAAGAAGCUGUCUCUUUUGUUAAAGAGCAUGACAUGAUCACAGUCCCAUUAAUCGCGAAGGAGACAUGGCAGUUGUUUAUGAUGUCGCCCAAACUCUUUUAUCCCGUCGACACGAUGGACCACGGAGCGAAACUGAUGAGUAUGCGGGGCAACAUCAUUCACUUCUCCCGCGCGACGGUGUUCCAUGAGAUGAUCCCCGGUCAUCAUCUCCAAAUGCAUAUGAAUGCCCGACAUAAGCCACAUCGACGCCUGUUUGACACACCUUUCUGGAUCGAGGGAUGGUCAUUGUAUUGGGAGUUCAUUCUGUGGGAUGAUGAGCGAUUUGCGAAAACACCCCGGAAUCGAAUCGGAAUGCUUUUCUGGCGUCUUCAUCGAUGCGCUCGAAUCAUUUUCUCUGUCAAGUUCCACCUGGGCCAAAUGGCUCCUCAAGAGUGCAUUGAUCUGCUGGUUAACGAAGUGGGCCACGAACGCGCGACGGCAGAAGGAGGGGUGAGGAGAUCGCUAAAUGGCGACUAUUCUCCUCUUUAUCAAGCUGGAUAUAUGCUAGGAGCGCUGCAAAUCUACGCUCUGCGCAAGGAAGUUGUGGACACGCAUUACAUGGCAGAGAAAGUCUUCCACGAUCGCUUUUUGCAGGAGAAUCGCAUGCCAAUUGAGCUGGUUCGGGCAUUGAUUUUAAAUCAGCCGUUGAGUCGGGAUUACCAAGCUUCCUGGAGGUUCUACUAG
Penicillium maclennaniae is the source of this 1599-nucleotide messenger RNA. RefSeq lists its product as uncharacterized. Bases 1 to 1599 code for a protein of 532 amino acids. Lineage: Eukaryota; Fungi; Ascomycota; Eurotiomycetes; Eurotiales; Aspergillaceae. The transcript has 3 exons. The record is from RefSeq and is a predicted model, not a curated record.